This is a messenger RNA of Cariama cristata (Red-legged seriema), 963 nucleotides long. RefSeq names its product MORN repeat containing 3 (gene MORN3). The record is from RefSeq and is a predicted model, not a curated record. Bases 1 to 963 code for a protein of 320 amino acids. The transcript has 6 exons. NCBI's taxonomy places the organism in Eukaryota, Metazoa, Chordata, Aves, Cariamiformes, Cariamidae.
AUGACGACCCUGUUGAUGCAACUGGCGGCACCCAGCCGGCACGGAGCUCAGGUUGGUGUCCCCAGGGUGGCUCUUGGGGCGGGGGGCGGCAGGAGAGCAUGGCCCAAACUCCAGGGUGCUUUACAAACUGAGCACCUGGGCUUUCCCCAUCACCUGCGCCUGUUGCUGCGCCAGCACCCUGCUCUGGCUGGGGAGGAGCAGGUAAAGGCCCCCACUCGUAGACACCACCACGGGGCCAUGAACAAUACGCCUGUUGUAAAAUACCACGGGGCUACAGAGCCUCUCUGGCAUGAAUGGGACAGGAAAGCACAGAAAUGUGGAUUAAGACACACGGUCUAUGCUGUGAAUGGGGAUCGGUAUACUGGAGAGUGGCUGGACAACUUGAAACAUGGUAAAGGCAUCCAGGUAUGGAAACGCACCGGAGCUAUUUAUAGCGGUGACUGGAAGUUUGGGAAGCGGGAUGGUUAUGGCUCAUACAGCAUUCCUGACCCUGUAACCAAGGAAUACAAGAAGGUGUACACAGGCUGGUGGAAAAACAACCGAAAAUGCGGCUACGGGACAACGUUUUACCCCGUCGGGGAGCGCUACGAGGGCGGGUGGAGCAGUGGGCUGCGGAGUGGCUGGGGACGGAUGUACUACCAGGACGGAUCCAUCUACGAGGGACAGUGGCUGGAGGACCAGCCCAACGGGGAGGGGAUGCUGCGGCUGUCAAAUGAAAAUCGGUAUGAAGGACGUUGGAAAGAUGGAAAGAAGCAUGGCCCAGGGAAAUUUUUCUACUUGAAUAAGGGACAGCUGUUCGAAGGUAUCUGGGCAGCAGAUAUACCAAGAUGUGGAAUUCUGAUUGACUUUGGCAGGGACGAAGCUCCUGUCCCUACUCAGUAUCCAAUCCCAAAGAUUGAACUAGCUGAUCCAGAUGGUGUUUUAGCAGAGGCCCAGGCAAUGUUUGAUGACAGCCAAAAUUAA